AUGGCUGCUCCUGCUCCCACUGCCCGUGAAUGGGUCGUGGUAAAAACGACGCUCCCCAAACAGCCGUUCCCAUCUCUCAAGGAACGUCCCGAGGUGAGGAGUGCUCGUUUGGUAAUCCGGCCGUUCGAAACAGCCGACAUCGUAGGGUUGAACGAAUUGCGAUCACAGCCCGAGGUCAUGCAAUGGACCAUGCAGGGCGUCCCCGACGCAGACAUUGCGGCCACUGAGAAGAUUCUUGCUCUCAAGAUGCCCCCGCACGACAUCUCCAACUUUGACUGCGCCAUCUGCGUUGCGGAGACUGGCCAAUUCAUCGGCGCGGGAGGCUCUUUCAUGAGGAAGGGUGAGCUCGGGUGGCCAGUCUUUGGCUACAUGUUCCGAAAGGAGGCCUGGGGUAAGGGAUAUGCGACGGAAUUUGUGAAAGCAUUUCUCGACAUGUGGUGGGCUUUGCCAAGGGAAGAAGUAGAGGUCGAGGUCGAGAAGAGCACCGUUCCAGAGGCAAGGGAGACAAACGAUAUGAGGGCAGAGGAGCGUCUGAUUGCAGUGACAGUCACGACUAAUCAGGGUAGCCAAAGGGUGUUGGACAAGGUCGGCAUGCCCCUGGUUAAGAUCUGGGAGGAACAGGAUAUACACGAUCCGACAGCGAUGGAGACCUUGUAUGGGUAUGCAGCAAAGCGGCCUCUACAGUGA
Clonostachys rhizophaga is the source of this 687-nucleotide messenger RNA. NCBI's taxonomy places the organism in Eukaryota, Fungi, Ascomycota, Sordariomycetes, Hypocreales, Bionectriaceae. The record is from the annotation of a GenBank genome assembly.